CAAAUAGGUAAGUAGGUAAACUGUAUGCCUACCAAUCGAGCUACGAGAAAAGCAUUUUCUUUUCAUUUAGGUAUGAACCUUUAGUUUUCGUCAUGUAUUGGUCUAUGAGCAAAAUACAGAAAACAGGAGCACUUUUUAUCAUGAUUUUUCUAUCUUGGGUCACUGCUUUUGAUGAGGCUAAAGAUGAUAAAACUCUAACUCUUAAAUUAGGGUUCGAUCUAACGCGAGAGAAAAAUAAAGCUCCAUCACUUCGGAUAAGAAACUUUGAAGUGUUUCCAGAGUUCAAUGGAGAAAAAUUUAAAGAAGAGAAUAAAAGAAAAAGAGCCGAGUCGUCCAAUGAGAGCGAUGAGCCAGCUAAAGAUAAAGUUGCUUCUGAAGAUAAGGAACCAAAAGACAGUGAUGAAUCAGAAGAUGUUGAUACAUCCGGUUCUGUCGAUAGUCAACGUUUGAGCACGAAAGGUAUAUCGCCUGAUGAAUUUGAACCUGAACGUAGUCCCAGUUUUCACGGACGAAUUAACAGCAAAAGCUCGGAUUCAGAGUAGGACUAAGUAGGUAGUUACCUGAAAUAAAUAAUUUAAUUUA
Maniola jurtina (meadow brown) is the source of this 582-nucleotide messenger RNA. Its product is annotated as transcriptional regulator ATRX homolog. The transcript has 6 exons. The record is from RefSeq and is a predicted model, not a curated record. NCBI's taxonomy places the organism in Eukaryota, Metazoa, Arthropoda, Insecta, Lepidoptera, Nymphalidae. The coding region runs from base 93 to 542 and encodes 149 amino acids.